AUGAGCAAGGCUCUGCUUGCCUUCGUUUGGAUUGCCGGUCCUUUGACAGGAACUCUCGUUCAACCCUAUAUCGGGAUCUGCAGUGAUAAUUGUCGCUCAUCCUGGGGGAAGCGGAAGCCAUUUAUGGUGGUUGGUGGUGCAGCUAGCGUUAUCUCUCUGCUUGCCUUGGCCUGGGUCCGAGAGCUCACAGAAGGUCUUCUGGUAAUAUUCGAUGUGGAACCGGGCUCAGAUGCAUCUCAGACAGUGGUUAUUGUGUUAGCCACUAUCCUGAUGUACUGCUUGGACUUUUCUGUAAAUACCGUUCAAGCAGGUAUUCGGUGCUUCAUUGUCGAUAAUGCGCCCUCGCACCAGCAGGAAUCGGCGAACGCGUGGGCCAGUCGCCUAACGGGACUAGGCAACAUUCUUGGAUAUAUUUUUGGAUACGUGGAUUUGCCCAAAUACUUCCCAUUUCUGGGCAACACGCAGUUUAAAGUGCUGUGCUCUUUAGCAUCACUAUCGCUCAUCUGUACAUUGUUGGUCAGUUGUCUAUACAUCAAAGAACGAGACCCACGACUGGAAGCGCCUCCCUCCUCCGGAAACCCAGGCUUGGUCACCUUCUUCAAGCAGGUUUUCAAGUCGAUCCGGUUUUUACCGCCGGAGAUAGCAAAGGUGUGCGAGGUUCAGUUGGCCGCCUGGGUCGGUUGGUUUCCUUUCUUAUUCUAUUCGACCACAUACAUUGGACAGCUGUUUGUCAAUCCGAUUUUCGAAGCACACCCGGGCUUGUCGAACGGUGACAUCAACAAGGCAUGGGAGGAAGCCACCCGAAUCGGGACCUUUGCUCUCCUUGUCUUCGCCAUCAUCUCGUUUGUGGCCAAUUUAACGCUGCCGAUGCUUGUUGUCCCCACUUACAAGCCGGUCGUUGCCGCCGUGUCUGAGGCGUCAGACGAUCAGAUGGAGGAGGAGCCUUUCCUGCGACGAUCAUCUUCAAUCGGAACGGCAAUGGAAGCGCCUACCGGCAUUUCUCCCGACUCCAAAGGUGGAUAUGAAGAAGGCGGCGGGUGGCUCUCUAAAUUACAGAUUCCCGGAUUUACCCUCCGCCGCGCCUGGCUACUGUCUCAUGUGAACUUUGCCAUCCUCAUGUUCAGUACGUUCUUCAUAUCGUCGUACCAAGCCGCCACGGUGGUAGUCGGUCUUGUUGGCAUCUCGUGGGCGUUGACGUUGUGGGCGCCCUUUGCCCUGAUCUCUGCGGAAGUGUCGCGCAUUGACACUGAACGCCGGAUUCGACGCCAGCAGGCUGACGGCACGGUACCCGGCGCAAGCGUCUCCGCUCAUCCCACUACGGUCGGGGAUGAUCUGGAACAUGGACAUACCUUGUCCUCUGACAAAGGAGAAGAGGAGGAGAAUCUGGCGCAGGCGGGGAUUAUCCUUGGACUUCACAAUGUUGCUGUAUCGGCGCCUCAGAUUCUCUCGAGUCUGAUCUCCAGUGCCAUCUUCAAGGCCUUCCAGAAGCCUCGCGGGGAGCCGUGGGAUGACAGUAGAGCGGUGGACUCUGACACGGAUCCCGACGAUGCCGAUGCACCUGAGGCCGGCACCAAGGAGUUCUUCAGCUCCUGGGCGCUUUUCAUCCUGAUCAUGCUGUUGAUGUUCGCGCUCUUCACCAGUUACAUCCUACAACAGAAGAAGAUCCAAGCGGUCCACGAAACAGUAUUGUCCAUCUUCGCGGGCAUGUUUGUCGGCCUGAUCAUCCGGUUGAGUCCUGAAUCACCCAUUCAGGACAGUGUCGCGUUUGACUACCAGUUUUUUUUCAACCUCCUCCUUCCCCCAAUCAUUCUGGCCUCGGGUUACGAAUUACACCAAGCGAACUUUUUUCGAAACAUCGGCACUAUAUUGACCUUUGCUUUCGCGGGAACCUUCAUCUCCGCCAUCGUGCUGGGGUUGAUUCUGUUCGUCUGGACGAGAAUCCCAUUGGAUGGGCUGGAUAUGACCUUCGUCGAGGCGAUCUCGGUGGGUGCUACCUUAUCCGCGACGGAUCCAGUUACCAUCCUAGCCAUUUUCAACCUAUACAAGGUCGAGCCCAAGCUUUACACAGUCAUUUUUGGCGAAUCAAUCCUGAACGAUGCCAUUGCCAUCGUCCUCUUCGAGACCGCCCAGAAGUAUGCCGAUAGUGAGGCAAGCUCUCUGACUUUCUUGAAUCUGUUCGAAGCUAUCGGGCUGUUCUUGCUCGUCUUCUUUGGAAGUAUGAUUGUUGGCGUCAUCGUGGGAAUCAUGACCGCUCUUGGCCUCAAAUAUACCCAUGUCAGACGCCAGCCGAAAAUUGAGAGUUGCCUAAUCGUGCUUAUCGCCUAUGCCAGCUACUUCUUCUCCAACGGUGUCUAUCUUUCGGGCAUUGUGUCUCUCCUUUUCUGCGGCAUCACUAUGAAGCAUUAUGCAUACUACAACAUGUCCCGUCGGACGCAGUUGACGACGAAGUAUCUCUUCCAGGUAAUGGCGCAAUUAUCUGAGAACUUUAUCUUCAUCUACCUUGGCUUGGACCUGCUGGUCCAGCGGAACUUACAAUUCAAACCUUUGUUCAUUCUGGUCGCCGUUUUCGGUAUCUGUAUCGCACGAUACCUGGCGGUGUUCCCCCUGUCUCGAGCGAUCAACUGGUUCAUCAGAUACAGGGCUCGACGCCGUGGCAUGGACGUUGCAGAUGAGCUUCCCUUUGCUUACCAAGCCAUGCUGUUCUGGGCUGGUUUGCGUGGAGCUGUCGGCGUAGCUUUGGCCGCAGGCCUCAAAGGUGUCAAUGCACCGGCGUUGCGAGCGACGGUUCUCGUGGUUGUCGUGUUGACCGUGAUUAUCUUCGGUGGCACAACCGCUCGCAUGCUCGAAAUCCUCGGUAUCCGAACGGGGGUGGUGGAGGAAAUCGAGUCGGACGAUGAAUUUGAUAUUGAAGUGACCAAUGGUGGCACAUAUUAUAAGCGCUCUGAUACAGGCUUGGGAUACACUCCCCGCCGAAUGGAUUCCACCAUUCCUUUGGAUGGCGUGACACGGGGCGACCUCGGCCGCCACGACAGCUAUUCCAGUGGCAAUAAUCGUCGUCCCAGCCCCCCGCCGUCUGGCUCCCGAGGACACUCUCGAAUGUACUCGAAUGCCUACAGUCAGCGAGAUACCGCUCGCGACCGGUCCUCGACGGCCACUUUAUUGGGUAGUCGACCUCGGACACACAGCGAGAGCAGCGCGGCAAGUGAAGAUGAGUUCGGGUUGAAGAACAAUGGCAACGGUCGUGCAACAGAUGCCGAUCAGCUCGAUGCCUUCGAUCUCGAUGUGGGUGAUGCGCCCUCGGACGACGACCUCCCCCCUUCAGCUCCCACUUCUCGCCUGCGACGGUCUCCCUCGCAACCCCAACAGUACCUUGAGGAACCUCAGGAGCAAACUCCGGCGACCACCUCUCCUGUUCGACGCGAAACAACAUUGAGUGCAAGGGCGGCCAUUCGAGACCUCUUUUCGGGGGCCUCUGGGGAUCACGCUGCGUGGUUCCGGCAAUUGGAUGAGGAUUACAUCAAACCUCGACUUCUGCUUGAUCAGUCAAAUCACAAGGGGCCUGGCGCGGUCUGA
Aspergillus homomorphus CBS 101889 is the source of this 3573-nucleotide messenger RNA. RefSeq names its product bifunctional K:H/Na:H antiporter NHX1. Gene Ontology annotation, cellular component: fungal-type vacuole membrane; late endosome; early endosome. NCBI's taxonomy places the organism in Eukaryota, Fungi, Ascomycota, Eurotiomycetes, Eurotiales, Aspergillaceae. Gene Ontology annotation, molecular function: sodium:proton antiporter activity. Gene Ontology annotation, biological process: proton transmembrane transport; vacuolar acidification; sodium ion transport. The record is from RefSeq and is a predicted model, not a curated record. The coding region runs from base 1 to 3573 and encodes 1190 amino acids. The transcript has 6 exons.